GGCACUAAUCUGACAAAAGGACGGUGUAAAUCAACAACAGCACAACGAUUUUGGAUAACUGCAACUAAAACUGUUGGGACUUGGGGAGCAAAAAGGGAACUUUGCCUGAAUCUCAGGCGGCUGCAUGAGAAAGAGAGUUGGGAGGACACACAGGCAAAAGGGCAAGAGGAACGCACCAAGGAGGUGAGUGGCGGAUUUACCCUCGGAGGGGUAAAAAGAUGACUGUGGUGUCCCAGGAGAACCACGACGACACUGUGGUCGUAACUCCUUUGUUACAAGAUGCUGCUGACUUGGAACCAGCGGACCAGGAGUGCAGCGAAAGGGUGGUCAUCAACAUCUCGGGUCUGCGUUUUGAGACGCAGUUAAAAACACUCUCCCGCUUUCCGACCACGCUUUUGGGAGAUCCGCGUAAAAGGAUGCGCUUCUUUGACCCGCUGAGAAAUGAGUACUUCUUUGACAGGAACAGGCCGAGCUUUGAUGCUAUUCUCUAUUAUUACCAGUCAGGAGGGCGGCUUCGGAGGCCCGUAAGCGUACCUGUGGAUAUUUUCCUUGAAGAAAUUAAGUUUUAUGAACUUGAGGAAGAGACCAUAGAGAGUUUCCAAGACGAUGAGGGCUUGGCGAGGGAAGAGGAACGCCCGCUGCCUACUAACGAGUUUCAACGCCAGUUUUGGCUCCUGUUUGAGUAUCCAGAGAGUUCAGGACCUGCACGGAUAAUUGCCAUUGUGUCAGUCAUGGUUAUUUUAAUAUCUAUUAUUAUAUUCUGCUUGGAGACGUUACCCGAGUUUAGGGAAGUCUCUGUAGUGUACGACAAUCCCGCCAAUGGGAGUGCUCACGGCAAAGCGCACAGUCCGUUCACAGAUCCGUUUUUCAUGGUGGAGACACUUUGCAUUGUGUGGUUCUCUUUUGAAUUCACCAUGAGAUUCCUCUCCUGUCCCAGUAAAGCAGCUUUCUUUAAAAACAUCAUGAACCUGAUCGACGUUGUGGCCAUAGCUCCUUAUUUUAUCACCCUGGGCCUUGAUCUCGCAGAGCAUCAGGGCAGCAGUCAGCAGGCUGCGUCAUUGGCCAUACUGAGGGUCAUCCGUCUGGUCCGUGUUUUCAGGAUUUUUAAACUUUCUAGACACUCCAAGGGUCUCCAGAUUCUCGGCCAAACGCUUCACGCAAGCCUCAGGGAGCUGGGACUGCUCAUAUUCUUCCUAAUUAUUGGAGUUGUUUUGUUCUCCAGUUCUGUUUAUUUUGCAGAAGCAGAAGACCCCGACUCUGGAUUUUCAAGUAUACCUGAUGCGUUUUGGUGGGCUGUGGUGACAAUGACCACCGUUGGAUAUGGAGACAUGUAUCCCUCCACCAUCUGGGGGAAAGUUGUUGGAUCUUUGUGUGCCAUUGCCGGAGUGCUAACCAUAGCUUUACCUGUCCCAGUUAUAGUGUCAAAUUUCAAUUAUUUCUACCACCGAGAGAACGAGGACGAGGAAAAUGUUCAGUACAUACACGUGACUUGCGGACAGCAGCAGCUCUCCUUUGGUGAAUGUGAUUCAAACAAAAGUAACCAGUCGCUCUCCAAGACUGAGUCCUAUCAGGAAAGCGACGACUUGGAAACCUUGACACUUCCAAACGUAGACCCACCGGAGACAUACACAGGGAAACUGACAGAUGUAUAAAACAGUUGGAGGUUGCUUUUAUUUCUGGACACAGACGAUUAAGUGAAGCGUGUGUGGGAUUCUCUUCUUCUCCCAAAAAAUUGGAUACAUUUCUCAUGGGAUAUUCGUGCAUUGCCAGUGUUGUAGCCUACAGAGACCUCACGGUGGAAACGCUUGGAAAAGGUUCAGUCUGACUUAAUGGAAAUUGUGUGUAGGCUAUAAUCAGUAGAAGAAACAACAACAUUCUUUUGUGUAGGCUUUAUGAAUGACCACGCUUUAUUUGUAUAAAAGCUUGUGUAUACUGCGUUUUUUUUAGAAAUUCUGAAUUUUCCAUUUUCUUAUGCAGCUUAUUAUGCCAAGUUGAAAUCGCAACUUACCUCUGUGUUGUUACAAACAUUCAAACUUUAUUGGAGCUCGCUGUAGACAACAACAUAGCCCAGCACAUUACGAUGCAACGUCUGCAUGACAUUGAUUCAUAGUGAAUUUUAAGUGUAAUAAAAUAUUUAUUUUUCUAAUUUAAACA
Messenger RNA from Micropterus salmoides (largemouth bass), 2154 nucleotides. RefSeq names its product shaker-related potassium channel tsha2-like. Gene Ontology annotation, cellular component: voltage-gated potassium channel complex; membrane. The record is from RefSeq and is a predicted model, not a curated record. Gene Ontology annotation, biological process: potassium ion transmembrane transport; protein homooligomerization. Bases 219 to 1652 code for a protein of 477 amino acids. Lineage: Eukaryota; Metazoa; Chordata; Actinopteri; Centrarchiformes; Centrarchidae. Gene Ontology annotation, molecular function: delayed rectifier potassium channel activity; protein binding. The transcript has 2 exons.